This is a messenger RNA of Epinephelus fuscoguttatus (brown-marbled grouper), 7238 nucleotides long. It is a transcript of the gene epha4b, whose product is annotated as eph receptor A4b. Gene Ontology annotation, cellular component: neuron projection; plasma membrane. The transcript is spliced from 19 exons. Bases 68 to 3025 code for a protein of 985 amino acids. Gene Ontology annotation, biological process: cell surface receptor protein tyrosine kinase signaling pathway; protein phosphorylation; axon guidance. Lineage: Eukaryota; Metazoa; Chordata; Actinopteri; Perciformes; Serranidae. The record is from RefSeq and is a predicted model, not a curated record. Gene Ontology annotation, molecular function: transmembrane-ephrin receptor activity; ATP binding; protein binding.
CAGGGCUGCGCUCACCGACUCGACACCGCCAACAGGGAUGCAGCGAGGGCGCAGCGCAGCCUGAAAAAUGGCACCACCACGCGUCCUGUGGAUCUAUCCAUCCCUUUUCCUCCUGUCCUCCCUGCUUCUGCUUUUUCACGCGUUGUCGCCGUGCCGAGCCUUACGGAAUUACCCGGAGAAUGAAGUUACGUUGCUGGACUCCAUGUCAGCCUUGGCUGACCUGGGCUGGGAGGCUUAUCCUAAUGAGGGGUGGGAGGAGAUCAGUGUGAUGGAUGAGAGGAACACCCCGAUGAGGACCUACCAGGUGUGCAACGUCAUGGAGGCCAACCAGAACAACUGGCUGAGGACGCGUCACAUCAGCCGAGAAGGAGCGCAGCGAGUCCACAUUGAGAUCAAGUUCACCCUGAGGGACUGUAACAGCCUGCCAGGGGUACCUGGCACCUGCAAGGAGACGUUCAACAUGUACUACUAUGAGUCCAACAAUGCUAACGUGUGGUUCAUCAAGGAAAGCCAGUAUGUCAAGAUUGAUACUAUUGCUGCAGAUGAGAGUUUUACACAGGUGGAUGUUGGCGACCGUGUGAUGAAGCUGAACACGGAGGUACGGGACAUCAGCAACCUGAGUAAAAAGGGUUUCUACCUGGCCUUCCAGGACCUGGGCGCCUGUAUCGCUCUGGUCUCUGUCAGGGUCUUCUACAAGAAGUGUCCCCUCACUGUGCUCAACCUGGCCCAGUUCCCUGACACGAUAACGGGCGGAGACACGGCGCUGGUGGAGGUCCACGGUGUGUGUGUGAACGCCUCUGAGGAGUUUGAGGCUCCAAAGAUGUACUGCAGUGCAGAUGGAGGCUGGCUGGUUCCCAUCGGGAGGUGUGUGUGCAAACCGGGUUUCGAGGAGAACAAGGACGUCUGCCAAUCAUGCAGACCAGGCACCUACAAAGCUUCAGCCACAGAUGCCUACUGCACCAAAUGUCCCCCUCACAGCUCGUCCCCGCAGGAACAAGCCGUCGAGUGCGUCUGCGAGAAGGGUUUCUACCGCGCCGAGACCGACCCACGCUCCAUGGCCUGCACACGUCCUCCAUCUGCUCCAGAGAACCCCAUCUCCACUGUGAACGAGACCUGCGUCACCUUGGAGUGGUCACCGCCCAGAGACACAGGAGGCCGGGGAGACAUCACCUACAGCCUCCACUGCAGGAAGUGCUCUGGUGACAGCAGGAAGUGCACACCAUGCGGUAGUAGCGUCCAUUUUGUUCCCAGACAGUUCGGCCUCUCGUCAGCCACCGUGCUGGUCACAGACCUGCAGCCGGACUCCAACUACAGCUUUACUGUUGAGAGCCAGAACGGAGUGUCGGAUCUAAGUCCCACACCCAGGGGAACAGUAGUCAUCAACGUCACUACUUCACAGACAGUGAGCGUCGUGUUGAAGGAGAGGCGGAGCAAGGACAGUGUGACUUUGGCCUGGCAGGGUCCAGAGAGACCAAAUGGAGCGAUAGUGGAGUAUGAGGUCAUCUACUAUGAGAAGAAUCAGCGGGAGCAGAACUACACAGUCUUGAAGACUCGCUCCAACAUGAUGACGGUGGACGGGCUGAAGCCAGGGACUACCUACGUGUUCAGGGUCAGGGCUCGGACUGAUGGGGGCUAUGGGAGCUACGGCGGAGAGAUUGAAUUGGAAACAAGCCACGAAGAUGUCUUUGCCAUCGGGGACCCUAACCAGUCCACCAUUCUGGCUGUGUCCAUCGCCGGGGGAAUCGUUCUGCUCAUCUUCCUGGUGACUUGCUUCGUUGUCAGCGGAAGGCACUGUGGAUAUAUUAAAGCCAAACAGGACCCUGACGAAGAGAAGAUGCAGUUCCAACAUGGCAGAGUUAAGCUGCCAGGCAGCAGGACCUACAUCCAUCCUCACACCUACGAAGACCCCAACCAGGCUGUCAGAGACUUUGCCAAAGAGAUCGAUGCUUCCAAUAUUCGCAUAGAGAGAGUCAUUGGAGCUGGAGAGUUUGGGGAGGUGUGCAGUGGUCGGUUGCGUGUUCAGGGAAAGAGGGAGAUCUAUGUGGCCAUCAAGAGUCUGAAGGCAGGAUACUCGGACAAACAGAGGAGGGACUUCCUGUCUGAGGCCUCCAUCAUGGGACAGUUUGACCACCCGAACAUCAUCAGGCUGGAGGGAGUCGUCACAAGAUGUAAACCAGUGAUGAUCAUAACGGAGUUCAUGGAAAACGGAUCUCUGGACACUUUCCUCAAGAAACACGACGGCCAGUUCACAGUGAUCCAGCUGGUUGGCAUGCUGCGUGGCAUCGCUUCAGGUAUGAAGUACCUGUCAGACAUGAGCUACGUUCACCGAGACCUGGCAGCUCGAAACAUCCUGGUCAACAGCAACCUGGUGUGUAAAGUGUCUGACUUUGGCCUGAGUCGGGUUCUGGAGGACGACCCAGAGGCUGCGUACACGACAAGGGGAGGGAAGAUCCCCAUCAGAUGGACCGCUCCAGAGGCCAUAGCCUACAGGAAGUUCACCUCAGCCAGCGAUGUGUGGAGUUACGGUAUCGUCAUGUGGGAGGUGAUUUCAUACGGCGAGAGACCCUACUGGGAGAUGUCCAACCAGGAUGUGAUCAAAGCAAUAGACGAGGGCUACCGUCUUCCUGCCCCUAUGGACUGUCCUGUGGUGUUGCACCAGCUCAUGUUGGACUGCUGGGAGAAGGGACGCAGCGACAGGCCAAAGUUUGGACAGAUUGUCACAAUCCUGGACAAGCUCAUCAGAAACCCAGCCAGCCUCAGAGAGCUGGCCAACAGCUCAGCAUGCAGGGAGGACCCGUCCACCCCAGAGUUCAGUGUGAGCACAGUGGAUGAGUGGUUGGAGGCCAUCAAGAUGGGCCAGUAUAAGGAGAACUUUUCCAGUGCUGGAUAUGUCAGCUUGGACUCAAUCCUCUACAUCAGUGUCAGUGAGUUGGCUAAGAUGGGUGUGAGUCUUGCCGGCCACCAGAAGAAGAUUUUGUCCAGCGUGCAGAGCCUGCAGACCCAGGGGACACACGUCCAAGUAUAACAGUUUCCACAAAAACACACAGUGAGACAGAGCCAAAAUGGAUGCUCCUGUGAAGAGUUUCCCAACUGAAAUGGAGUUGUAAUGGAUACUCUGUGCUCGGGCCUCCAUUGAUUUUGAGACACACUGAGACGGAGACAACAUGGACGCUUGACUCCUUCACCUUCUCGCAGUUUCACCAUUCUUCCCAUCCCUCGAUGGGCACUACCGGCUUUAGCACUCAGCAGCAACACAGCCACCAUUACGGAGCAGCAGAGAGACACACGUCCAACAACAAGGCCACAUCUAGAGCAUCCCAGACCAUUUCACAUCAUAUCAGCUCAACAAAAGAAGAAAAAAAAUAUUCUUAACAAAAGAAAUGACAAAAAAAAGAAAUUAGAAUAUAAUUAUCAUCACUGUCUGUGAGGUGUACAGUUGUUUUUUACUGUCAUUUUGUUUCUGUUCGGAGUUUUCACCUUGAAGAGUUUAAAAAGGGUCAGAAGAUAUGUAUAUGUGUAGAUAUAUGUUUAUAUGGGCUGUGUGUCCCACAACCGUAGAGAUGGACCUAACGUUUGUAUUGGUGGUGAGGUUUAUAUCGCUCAACCUUAAUGGGAGUUAUUACCUAGUACAUGUAUGGCCCCUUCCAUUGUAUACAGAAAGCCAAUAAGUGAGCCAAGGUACUGAAUGACAUGAAUGUGUGGGGGUUGAGGGGAGCAGAAAACUGGACCUUUAGAGAUAGAGAGGGAUGUAGAUUUUGCUAGCUCAUGUAGGAUGGAAGUAUGACUCAUUUAAAUAGUGUAUUUGACCAGGACAAGGGCUUCCCUAGAGACUGCUCUCAGACACACUUCCAUAGCAACUAGACCCAGUGCACCUUUGCCAGUCUGCUUGCACUUGUGAUGUAACUGAGUGCAAAGAAACUGCUUGAGCUGCAGUUGGCACAGAUACAUUUUUACUCUUCCAUAACUGACUGUCUAUUCCAAACAACAUUUUCUAUUCAGCUGUUGCAGCACAAUGUUGUUGGGAAUAUUUCAGCCCAAAAGUUUGCCUUCCCAUGUUUCAGGUGUGUUAAGAGAGUAUUGUGUUUCGUGUAGAGUGAAGGUGAUGCCAAGGUCAUCAUAGAGUUGACACUGUUAAGAACGUUUACCUUGUUUUUCCAGCGUUGUGCCAUGUAUAUUAGUAACCUUGAAAUGUUCAUGUGGGCAACGUAACACCGUUCCUACGUUACUGUGUCCUUUCAUCAGCUCCCAUGGCUGGAUGGUAACACAAGGCCAGUCACAGUAAUUACAUUGUUUUGUUCAAACAGUCUGCUUGAUGAAAAGGAGCAUUGGAAUGGAGCCCUUUUUUUUUCAGCAAGAUGAAAUAUACGCAGUGUUGAUUUUCAGCUGUGCCACCACGAGAGGGUAAAAAAAAAAAAAAAAAAAAAAAAGAUGAUUUGUGUGUCUUGUACUGUCUCACUUACUUGUUAUCAGCCAUGCCAACCUGUUUCAAGCAUCCCUAGUUUCAAACCAAUACUGAUAAGGUAAAUUUACAAAACAAUGUUUACAGCGAAAAGCAAAUAAAUUGGUUUGUUGGUUUUUCCUUAUCAGAGGAAAACUGCUGCUUAUCACAUUAAAUACAAGCUUAGAUAUGAUGGGACCCUCUUUGUGUGCACUGCAUUAAUGGCACUGAAUUUGCUUUAGUGUAUCCCCAAACCCAGUUUUAAUAUAUGUGGUACUCUAUAGGACCAACAGUGGCAUAAAGUACAGUAUAUAUGAUUGUAUCAUAGUGUAAAAUAUGUACAGUGUUGAUUUCCAAUGUUAGAAUGUUUGUAAUGAUAACGAUGAUGAUGACUAUGAUGUACUUUUAUUGUGAAAAAGAGAUUUCUGAAGUACUCGUUCAGGGGCGGGUCAUACAGGAGAAAGGUGAAGGAAGGUGGUCUGAACAAAGGAAUGUAGCAUGGCGCGAAGCUUCAGCUUUGAUGGACAGGUGACAGUGACUGCAGUUUCUACCAUAGUGUUAGGAUGAGUAGAAUGGACUUCCCUUAUUGAUACACUGGCUUCAUUUGCAUACCUCCCGUAAACAGUAAUUACAUGCACUUUUCAAGCCUGCGUCCGCCAACGAAACAACCUGUAAAAAUGCUUGUUUGGGUGAGGUAGAGAUGAAGGAGGGAGGUCGAGAAAAGAGACGUCCUCAGAUUGAAUUUCUAUCCACUGACAUCACAAACUGAACAGUAGCUAAACCCCUCCCCCAAGCGGAAACUGUCCAGUCAUAGCUUAGUGACUGUAACUAGGCACGGCAGACCUGUCAUGCUCUGCAUUUCUCCGCAUGCUUAAGGGAUUUGCAUGUAAGAAUAUGGAGGGUGGUGACUUUUUUUCAACCUUUCCAAAAUCCAAAAUACAAGAGCAGAUGUGUAUGGAAAGGAUUAAACAGUGUGUCUGUCUUCUAAUCUAAACUGCAACCGUUAGCAUGUCAUCCAACUCACUAACUACCUAUAAUAGUAAUAAAGCAAUACUUCCACUGCCAAGGUGCACGUCGCUAAUAAACUAGAUUACAUUUGUUUGAGCCCCAUUCACAACUAGCUCAUCCACUGUGUUGUAAAGCUGGUCUCGGAGCCAUCAGAUUCAAGGACACCAUUAGCUCUGCUAUGUUUGGCAAAUACAUCUGUUUGUCCUCAUACUAAAAGCCUUACGUUUAGUGAUGUCAACAGUGAACCAUGUUAUUUGAAAUCUGAAAACGGACGGCCUCUUUUAAUCCUCUUUUUCAAGUUUUUUUUUUAAAUUUUAAAACACAUGAGCUGGAAACAUUAAAGAAGACAGCCGGAGACUGUUUUCAGCCAACUCAUGGAGCCAACGUUAGCUUAACUAGCUUAGCCAGCUAGCUUUAGCUAUUACAAUAUGCCAGUUACAAAUGUCCUUUUAGCCAGAAAAAUAUGUUCGGUGGCUAGAAAUGAGAAGUCUGUUUUUGUCUACCUCUGUCUGAAAUCAAGGACCCAGUGCUUUAAAAAUGACCACGAAUUUUGAUGGUAAAUCUGCCACUUCAAGGCUGUGUUCAGAAAUGCAUACAAACCUACUACUAGGGUUGUCAUGAGAACCAAUACUUCGGUACCAAGUCAAUGCCAACAUUGCCAACAAUUUAUCGUGGUAUCAAAUGAAUAUCGAGAAUCGUGGAAAUUCACUGGUAUUGGUAUCGACUACUGAAAUUCUGGUAUCGUGACAAGCCUAGCAGUAGCUAAGCGGACAGGGCUUAGUGUCAGCUGGGCAGCAGAUUGAAAAACCACUAUCAGGCUCUUUAGUUGUGCUUUUUCUGCCCUGCUGUUUCAGAAUACAAAACAAAGCACAGUACAAUUGGGAGAGUCUGAAACUGUUAGUACAUUCUACUCUUGCUAACUCUAUGAUUUCACUCUAGCGGACUACCCUUGACCGCUGGCCUUUUAGAUGCCUUAUUUACUGAGCUAUUGUUCUUUUCUGUUGCCCUAUAGAGGCGAUAUUAAGAGUAAAGUGUAUGUACAGGUAGUAUUUAUCUGUGUUCUUAAGAUGACCUCACAUCAACACCCUGGUUUUGUAACAUCCCAGAGACGAACCCCCCCCCCCUCUCGCCGCACCUUCACUUUGACUCCUCAGAGCAGAACAAAGCUGUUUUGUUCUUAAAAUAUUACGAAGAAUCUUGAAGCUGAUGACCUGUAAAAGCUGUUGUUAUUUAUUUGAGUCAUAAGAUAUUCAAUUAGAUUAUGGAUGUUGUUAGCUUAGAAUUUGAUAUAGGCUAUAUUUGGUUGCAAAAUUAUUUCCACGUGCUAAAUUUCCUCAUGCAAUGUCAGGACUAGAAAAAGACAAAUUCACUCAAAAAAUAUGGGUGCAUUGCGACAAUGUCCUCCCUUUUUACAAGUUUGUUCAAUACCACCACUUUCUAAAUUUUAAGAAAACAGGGGUCAUACCCACACUUUGGUUCCAACUCUCAAAACCCCAGGUUUGUGUCACUAUUCACCCUAUCAAGGUUAGAUAUAUGGGAUGGUUUGCUUGAUCUCAAAUACAGUGUUUGUCCUUCAUUCCCCACCAGGUCUGUAUUGUAAGUGUUCAUGAGUGACUCUCAUUCAAGACUUUCAGCUCUCUCCUCUCUCUCUUUCUCUCUCUUUCUUUGGCCACCGUACAAUGCUUAUUUGUCCCCAUGCCAGUUUCCUCUGCGUUGCUUGUUGUAAAGGGUGUAGGCAUUCUAAUGUCUUUCAUGUUGCUGUAAUAAAUAUGCUAAUAUUUCUAAUUUCUCA